Molecule: messenger RNA, 2022 nt
Organism: Microcebus murinus (gray mouse lemur)
Lineage: Eukaryota; Metazoa; Chordata; Mammalia; Primates; Cheirogaleidae
Source: RefSeq, a predicted model, not a curated record
GCGCCGGGGAGCUCGAGCCAGGCCCAGCCCCGGAGGAAGGAGGGUCCUCGGGUCCAGCAGCCCCGCGGGCCACCGCGCCCCGCCGGCCGCGCUGCAGGGAGGAUGCGGACAGCGGACGGGAGCGUGCGCUGCCACGUGACGGCCGCUAUAAGAGCGCCCCGGCCGGAGGCCCCGCUCCUGCCGCGCCUCCUCCCGGGCUGCGCUCCCCUCCCGGCGCCCAGCUCCUCCGAGCCACCAACCUGCGGCUGUCACGGCCGCUCGCGCCCCCGCAGCACCAUGACAGAUCAGGCCUUUGUGACACUGACCACAAACGAUGCCUACGCCAAAGGUGCCUUGGUCCUGGGCUCAUCUCUGAAACAGCACAGGACCACCAGGAGGCUGGCCGUGCUCACCACCCCGCAGGUCUCAGACUCCAUGAGAAAAGUUUUAGAGACAGUUUUUGACGAAGUCAUAAUGGUAGAUGUCUUGGACAGUGGUGAUUCUGCUCAUCUAACCUUAAUGAAGAGGCCUGAGUUGGGCGUCACGCUGACGAAGCUCCACUGCUGGUCACUUACACAGUAUUCAAAAUGUGUGUUCAUGGAUGCAGAUACUCUGGUCCUAGCAAAUAUUGAUGAUCUUUUUGAAAGAGAAGAAUUGUCAGCAGCACCAGACCCAGGGUGGCCUGACUGCUUCAAUUCCGGAGUCUUUGUAUAUCAGCCUUCAGUUGAAACAUAUAAUCAGCUCUUACACCUUGCUUCCGAGCAAGGUAGUUUUGAUGGUGGGGACCAGGGCUUACUGAACACAUUUUUUAGCAGCUGGGCAACAACAGAUAUCAAAAAACACCUGCCAUUUAUUUAUAACCUAAGCAGCAUUUCUAUAUACUCCUACCUCCCAGCGUUUAAAGCGUUUGGUGCAAAUGCCAAAGUUGUGCAUUUCCUGGGACGAGUCAAACCAUGGAAUUAUACAUAUGAUCCCAAAACAAAAAGUGUCAGAAGUGAGUCCCAUGAUCCCACCAUGACUCAUCCAGAAUUUCUCAACCUGUGGUGGGACAUCUUCACCACCAAUAUUUUACCUCUGCUUCAACAAUUUGGCCUUGUCAAAGACACCUGCUCAUACCUAAAUGUGCUUUCAGACUUGGUCUAUACACUGGCUUUCUCUUGUGGCUUCUGUAGAAAGGAAGAUGUCUCAGGAGCCAUAUCACACCUGUCCCUCAGGGAGAUCCCAGCUCAGCCUUUUGUAUCCUCAGAAGAACGGAAGGAACGGUGGGAACAAGGCCAGGCUGAUUAUAUGGGAGCUGAUUCCUUUGACAACAUCAAGAGGAAACUUGACACUUACCUCCAGUAGAAACACUGCCAUUUUCCCCUGGACACAUCCACUUCACAGGCACUUAUUUCUGAUACUUAGUAUCUAGAGCUGGGUUGAGAAAAGUCUGUUACAGUUGCUAGAAGCUUUCACUAAAACUCAUCAGAUGAGGGGUUUUUGCAGGACAACAGGUAAGAGAACUGGGCAAAAGUUAUAAAGUAGCAGUUCUGUUAUAUGGACAGUAUUCUGCUUUCUUACCCUAGAUUUAUUUAGCUGUUUCAAAAAUUCUCACCUAUGCUGAUUGUCAGCAUGCAUUGUAAGGAACUCAUCAUUAAGUUGUUAACGAUGGCUCUGUCAACUCUUAUAAUGUGCAGAAUCAGGCUCUAAAUCAGUCUCUCCCUUCAGAACAGGACAUGGCCUCUGUCCCUUGCUUGUUGUACCUUUCAUUAGACCUGCAUUGUAGAAUUGCCUAGUGGCUGCCAGAGUGAUUGUAAUUCUGCUUUCAGGUAAAGGCAGCCUACAGUAAUACUGCUGAAUGAUUCAUAAACAUAUCAACAAAUGGCGUUAACUCAUUUUAUUUCCUAGUCUUAGUGUCUGAAGAUGUUCACCAGUUUUCUAUGUACAGUAAGGCAGCAUGCUAAAAUGCUUUUGUUCAGUUCUGUAUAUUCAAAAAUAGCAAUGUGUUCUCUGAUGGUUACCUGCAGUGGCACUCUGUAAGAAAAAUAAAGACAUAUUGCUAUA